Messenger RNA from Lymnaea stagnalis (great pond snail), 8106 nucleotides. The record is from the annotation of a GenBank genome assembly. Lineage: Eukaryota; Metazoa; Mollusca; Gastropoda; Lymnaeidae.
GGCAGUUAUUUAAUUUAAGCUUUUUAAUAGAUUGUUGUCAUGUUACAGUUAGUUAUAUAUUUUACGACAUUUUGAAAUCGUAGGCUAUUGCAAUGUACCGUAUUCGAGAUGAGCACAGGACGAUUACUUCCUCUACGAUCAGGGAUCAACUUAAAGGCUAAAGCGAUGUGUGUUUAUAAAUAAUUGUAAACCAAAAUGGCUAACGGUAUGCCGCGGUCAGGAGCUUUCGAAGUGUUUAUUCGGCAGCAAUGGUGUCCCGUUAGUGUAACUUUAAAUGAAGAAUCAAUCACGUUGACACUUACUGAAAACCCUGAUCAGUCAGCGGCAUCGAACGGGUCUGUUGAUGCAGGACAUGGAUUAACGAAUGGAAAUGCUGAUUUGCCCGAAUCAAUUACUGGCCAAAAGCGCUUAGUGAAGGUAAUUAGAUUUUCUGCAACUGUGUUUAAUUUACCUCAUUAACUACAGGUUAAUAAGGGGCACGUACCGCGUCUCACUAGGCUAAUAGGGGCCAUCCAUAAAUGAGGUUAAGCAAAUUUUGCCGAUCCCCCCCCAAAAAAAAAUCGUCACAAAAAGUUAGACCCCCCCCCCCCCUCAAAUAUAACGUCACAAAUCUCUCAAUUCUCUGCACCACCACCCCCCCCCCCCUAUAAAAAUUCAAAAACAAUUCACCUAGUCCUAGUCAUCACAAAAAUCUGACCCCCUCUUCCCCCCUCCCUGACAAGUGACAUCAUUUGGUCCCUUACAAUAAUGGAAUAUGAAAGUACAAAAAUGCACUAAAUUACAUAAAUUUUUAACUUUAUUCUUUGAUACAACAAUUAUAGUCAUUUUAUUUUUAAAAACGAUCAAAGAGAGAAUCAGUACAGGUAUGCAAGGUCUGAAAAAUGGCCUCUGAUAAAGUUAUAGUAUAGGCAUAGGCCGCCACGGAGGAGGAGAAUAUGGGUGUAGUGACAUUGACAGUCGUGAAAAUUUAUGUGGAGACGGGAGUCAUAGAAUUAGGGAUUAUUGUCCUUUUAUUUCUCUAACACUAUUUAACUUUCUAGAAACAAAAAAAAAUUACCAAUACAAGUAAUGCGCAAACAAAAUUCACCAGAAAAACAUUUACUAUUGCUAGUCAAAAAUGAAUUUUUAAAAUUAUUUGACUGGUAUUUGUAAUAUACCUUUUAAUUAUAUUAUAUGUCAACUUUGUUGAGUUAAAUUAAAAUUUAGAUUAUCAUUAUGGACAUUAUGGUCCAGACUCAAACGCCUGUGUCGGAAAUGGGAUGUAAUUUUACCAUACAAUUUUCUGGGUCUUCCGCACCUUAGGGAAUGCUUUGACCCUUAGUUAAGAACCACUGUUCUAGUGAAAGGUUUCUGACACAGGCAGGUACAAUAAUUCGAUAUCCAUAGGAGCUGAAUUUUUUAAGGGUUUGUGAAGGACAGUUGUGGAAAGAGGGAUGUUUUAUUGGGUGCAGAGGCUUGUAACCUUAUAUGGGGGGGGGGGGGGGGGGGGGGGCGCGGAGUUGUCUAACUUUUCAUGAUGAUUUGUGAUAAUAGGGAAGAGAGGGGUGUGUUAAAAUCUGCAAAAUUUGUGUGACAUCAUUUUUGGAUGGCUCCUUAGCCUUAGUGGCCCUUGUAUAUAUUAUAUUUAUUUUUUAGAAAUUUUUGAAUUGGGAUGAGGGUUUCAUUCAUAAACAUCUUCAGCCAUGAAUUUAACAGAACAUCAAUUUUUCUUGAGAUCACAUUAUUUUCUUUAGUGAAAUAACAUGUCAAUCUUAAGUAUGGAGAUAGUUCGAUCUUAAAAAUCCAUUAAAAUAUGUUUUUCCUAGGUUAUUAAAGAAGAGCAGCAUGGCUUGGGCAUCAGCAUUAAAGGAGGCAAAGAAAACCGCAUGCCAAUACUUAUAUCAAAAAUUUUCAAGAACAUGGCAGCAGACAAAACAGAGAAACUGUAUGUUGGUGAUGCAAUUUUGUCAGUAAAUGGGGAAGAUUUAAGGGAAGCAACCCAUGAUGAUGCUGUUAAGGCUCUGAAAAAGGCUGGGAGAAUUGUGGAAAUGGAAGGUAUUUUUUUAUGUACCCGGUAUACAAAUUAUUAUUUUAUUUUGAAGCCCUUUUUAUCCGUUCUAAUCCAUAUUUUGACAUUUUAAUAUCUUUUUAUAAAACUUGUGUAAGAAGAUUCAUAUUAAGUUGACCCUCUUUAAAUGUCACUAAUUAGUUCUGUGGGAAAUCUACCCAUGUUAAAUUUAGGUAAAUUAACAGUUUCCAGCAAUUAAAAUGUAACAUUUGCUGAAGUUUUAAAUUUAGGUCUUUUUAAAUGUUCUUAUAUUUACUCCUGUAACCUUAUGAAUGUUAAGUCACAUGACAUAUCAUUUUCAUUCAAAUUGAACAAAGGCUAAGAUAAUAAUAAGCUCAAUUUUUUUAUAUUGUUAUGAAUGUGGCAUUGUUGGUAUUGUAUAUGCAAAACUUUGAUAUGAUGGAGAUGUGGAGGAUUCUUUUUGGGAAUAGUCUCCAGCAAAAUUAUCAGUAAUGAAUCUCUUUGAGAGAUGAUGCUUCUUUCAGUAGAAGUUGCAAAAAAAAUCUUUUGCCAGGGGUUUGAAGAAAAAUGAUUACAGUGAUAUUGAUUUUCUCUCAUGCAACAGCUUAUUUAAAUACUACUCAAUGCUGUAUUCCAAUAAAGCAGAUGUUAACUAAUUCCUUCUCAGUAAUCAAGAAAAUGCUCUCUUACUCACCACCUUCACAUUUAGAUUUCUUUGUCAUCUUUUGGGAGCUUGAAUGAAAGUAAACCUGAAAAAAGUGCUCAAGAAUUAAGAUAAAAACAUUCAGGCUAAAGGAGAUUUUGACACUAAAUGAAAACUUCUGACUAUCAUGUUAAACAAAUCUCAAGUGUACUGUGCUAGUAUAUAUUUUAAUUUAUUUAUUCACCUUGUACACUUCUGAUGUGUAAGCUUUUACUAUAAAGUUACUGUUGAGAUGUUUUUCACCAUUGAAUUUUAAUGACUCUGUUUUUAUUUCCACAGUAAAAUACCUCAGAGAAGUUACACCUUAUUUUCGAAAGUCAUCCCCGCUCAAUGAAUUAGGAUGGGGCACACAAGACUCAGCUCAGAAAGAUGGUGCUAAAUCCAGUUGGUCAGAAACAAAAACUUUGCCUUUAAAGAUGUGCUAUUUAUGCAGAAAUUUGACUGUCCCAGAUUCAGAGAAAAGGACAUUGGAGUUACACUCCCCAGAUGGCAAGGGGGUCUGUACCUUACGCUUUCCUGAUCCUGCAACAGCUUCUGAUUGGUUUAAUGCAGUUCAUUCAAAUGUCAUGAUGCUAACUAAACAAGCUGUUGAAGAUGCAAAUGAAAUGUUGAGGUCUGCUCCUAAUCAACAUGAAAUAAGACACAUGGGUUGGUUGUCAGAGCAGGUAAGGAACAUAAAUUGUUUCACUGGAUCAUUGAAUGUUUUUUUUAAAUUUUGUUUAUCCCAAUGUAAAAUUUAGAAAAUAUUUGUUUAUUUUUUAAUUUAUUUUUUUGCCAUUCUUUCAAAGAAAUUUAAAGCUUAUAAUUUUAACGUCACAAACUGAGUGUCAUAGUUUUUAUUUUAAAUAAUUUUUUUUUUUUUUUGCCUAGUACUUGGUGUAUAAAUUGGAUCAUGAGGUAUGAUGCUGUUUACUCUUAAUUUAGUGAAAAUGUGGACCCUAUAGUUUUCAAACUUUUUAUGAUUGUCUAUUAAAUUUUUUCUUCAAUCAGCUCCCAGGAGAACAAGGAACCACUUUAUGGAAACCUGUGUUUAUGGCACUCACAGAUAAAGAUAUUUUACUCUAUGAUACAGCGCCAUGGAGCAAAGAAGAAUGGGCCACACCAUUUCAAUCUCACCCACUGUUAGCAACAAGGUAAGAAAUAGUUCAUUUUCUUUUUAAUUCCAAGAGCUUUGUUUUUAAAAACUCAAAGUUUUUUUUUUAUUUUAUGAUACUAUUAAACUGGAUUAGAUUUGUGUUUUCAGCUUGAUUUUAAUAUUAACAUUUGUUUAAAGUUCAAUUACUUGCUGUUUAAAAAUGAUUUUGAAGUUUUUAAGACUUCAAUGGUACUUUGUUUAAAAGAUAAGAUACUACAUAUUAUUAUGUGUAUCUGUAAUCCCUAUCAGGCUAGUCCACUGUGGUAAACAAAGUAGUCAGAUGACUGGUGCAGAUGUGAUGUCUUUCGGUACAAGGUCUGGUUCAAGGAAUGGUGUAGAAGUGCACAUAUUUCGUGUAGAGACACAAAGAGACCUGGCAUUCUGGUCCCGUGCCUUGGUGCAAGGUUCUCAUGGUGCUGCCAUUAUCACAAAACAAGUGUCUUGCUGUAAGUCGUGGGGUGCAUUUUAUGAUUUUUCCUUAGUGGCGUCCAGUGUGCAGUCUGUUUAAAUUAAAUGUUCCCCCACGUCCCCUACUAAAGCUGUCAAAUUUGAACCAUGAAGCCAAUAUCUGUAAAAAAAAAUAAUGAUACAGAUUCAACACCAAAAGAAAUUCUCAUAAUUAUAAAGAUUUUUAAAAAGAAUUAUGUUUUACCAAUUUUAGAAAUUGAUGUCAAUUGUCAAUGUAUAUGUAUCAUUUAAACAUAUUUCGGUAGUGUGAUAAUGGUCCGUACAAUAAUAACACUUCAAAAUAAAGAUUAAAACCCAAUGAGCUGCAUUUUCUAUGAGCUGUAUUAUAAAUGUGUAGGUAAACAUUUUCACAAUCAUGUUAUUCAAGUAAGUAGUUGACUUUGUUGUUGUUGAGAAUCUGUAUUUCCAAGUCGUGCUAAACUAUAAAAGAAAUAGCUAAGAGUUCACCUUCAUAACCAGACACACAUAAAUAACUGUUGUCUCUUCUAGGGUGCUGUUAUAGUAAUGUUAAUCUCUCAAAUUUAACAUAACAGCUGCUGUAUGGAAACACAAGAAAGCUAAACUGACUGUUCAUUAUGAAGAAGGUUUCACUCUUAGGGAAGAAAUUGAAGGGGCCGAAGGUCCAGGAGAAAUACUGUGGGCUCACCCUUUUGAGAAUCUACGCAUGUCAUCUGAUGAUGGUCACAGAUUAUUGUGGCUUGACUUUGCAGAUAUAGGAGAACAAGUAAGAAUUUAUCACCUUUUGGAUAGUUAUGUACUUAUUGCAAAUCAUUUAAACCUUUUUUUUUUUAACUUGUUGAUUAUGGUUUAAUCCUGCCACCUCCCCAAAUUGUCUUGCAAUAAUAUCUCAGUGCCAGGUGAAAGCAUUGUUGAUCAGGGAAUGAUGACUUUGUAAUUAACUUAGGAUAUACCUGAUGUUCAAACAUACUUUUACCAAUUUCAAUACUGUUAGUUAUAUGGUUUGUAAUUACAAAAUCAGAGAGUAACAACAAAAUGAACAGAGAAAUGUAUAUUUGACUAACUAAACCUUUGUAUUUCAUAUACUUAUUAGGAGUAACCUAUUCUUCUCUACUUCAGGAACUGGAUCUUAACACAUGCCCAAAACCCAUUGUGUUCGUCAUUCACACUUUUCUGUCUGCUAAAGUCAGUCGAAUGGGACUUAUAGCCUGAUAAUAACUUUAUGGAACUAAUAUUUAUGGAUUCUAGAAUUUUAAAUUAGCACUGAUAUUAUUAUAAAUUUGGAUGUUGUUGUUUUGCUGGCAGUGAUGAAUAAUAUUUGGUGGCACAUACCGAUAUGCUCUAACGCCUCUUGUUUUCUAAAAAUGAGGUCCUCCAACCUCUUCAAGACUUUAUUAAUUUUUUCACAGAAAAUAUAUUUACACCACAAAACAUUGAUUAGUGUCAACCAAAAUAAUAGUUUUGUUUGACCCUGAAUUCUUCUAAGUGAUUUGUGGUCCAGAUUAGUUUCCUUAGAGGGCACUCGAUCUGUUAUUACUGGUCUUAAAAACUCUGUUGCUUUUAAUUUUAAGUCUUUUUGUAAAUGUUGCAAUAAUAAAAUUAGUUUACUUUGUAGCUUACAUGUACCUUAUUAAAAUAAGUUAGAUCUUGGGUAUUUAAGAGUGCUUUUUAAAAUUCUUAUGGUUGUCUGAUACAGAUUUGCCUUUAUUUUAUGUUUUUAACUUUAUAACCUCACACACACACACAAAAAUCAACUGAAUACAAUGCAUUUUUAUGUGGGUGGGAUAUCACCUGCCAUAACUUGGAAAUGAACUGUUAGGCCUGCCAUAAGUGUUCUAAUCCAUUGACUUUUUGGGACAACAGUUCAGGAAAACAAAUUUAUUAAAAUGUAUUCUUUUUAAGCACUCCCAUAUUGUUGAUUCCUUAAUUGAAAAAUUAUUGUAAUUUUGCAUCUAAAUGUAAGGAUAUAAGUUCAUCAUGCCUUAGAUUUUAAUGGUGAUUUCAGAAUAGUUAAUAUGCUUUGAACUAUGUUAUUAGUACUGGUGCUCUUUUUGUAGUCACAAAUUAACGUAUUUUUUAAAAAUAGUUGCAUUAUAAUUUGUUCUGUGCUGCAAACACUUUUAACUUUUCGUUAUCAAGUGUUAAAUUGAAAUUAAGACAGAUUUUUAAAAAGUUUUUGUCAUUGUUACAUUAUUAUUAUUAUUUUUUUGCAAGCUUUAAAAUUUACAAUUUUGGACAAAAGCAUAAAGUUAUACAAUAUUUGAUGAACAGAACCCAAUUUUCAAUGGGUUCAAUGAUAAAGUUUGUUAAAAUGUAUCUGAUAACAUUCAUGCACAAAAUCAUCAUAAACGGUUAGGCCAUGUUGAAAUAAAAUGUUUGUUUUUUUAAAAAUUAAAAAAUUGGUGAAUAUUUCUCUAGACUUAAAAUGAAGACUUUAUCACUUUUCUUUUUACAUUUAAUAUAUUUAUCUUCAGUACUGAUACAUAAAGUCAGUUUUCUCAAUGAUACAAUUGUCUUAAAUGCAUUGAAUAGUUUUGAACUGUUAAAAAUUUGUGGCAAUAUUAACUCAUUAGUACCCAGAAGAAAUGUAAAGCUACAAAGAAUGUAAUAAAAAAACAAGCACACUUAGGAUCAGUGGCAUGGUCAGAACAUAAAGAAAGACACUGGUAAAAGCUCAACAUGAUUGUUCUAGAGAGCAUAUUUAGAAAAAAAGUUAACAAGCUUUCAUAGCAUAUUUGCCAGACAUUUAAUGUUUUUUUUAAAAUAGUUAAGUUUGUGAAAUACAACUGGUGCUACCUGCUAUAAUUUUAUUCAACUACUCUUUUCAAAAAAAAAUAUUUCUUAUACUGUAUAUACAACUGGAGAUGCCCUGCUUGUUUAUUUUUUUGUCUUUUAGCAAUAUAAAAAUUGCGUAGUAAUAAAUAGUGAAUUUAAAAUUGUUUUUAAUUGUUUUCCAGUGUUGAAAGGAUUCUGAAACUUAUGACAUGUCAAACAAAAUAAUGUUCUCAACAGUUAUCUAAUUAUGACUUUUAAAUUUCUUUUGUAAAAAAAAGUGCUGCAUUUCUUUACAGGAUAAAAAUGUAAAUUUGAGCAGCUUUUAUUUACGUCUUCAAAAAUUUUAUUAAUUCUUCAGUUAAUGUAAUAAUUGGCUAAAAGACAUGAUCUGCCUACUAUUCUUCUUUAAUAAAAUUCUCAAGAGUUCUGCCACUUAAAAUGUAUGUCUUGUUGACACGCGGGCCUUAACAUUACUCCAAAUAGGAACAACUCAGACAGGAUCUGGUCAGAGGUAUAGUAAUACAGUUUGUCUUGAAACAAGCUCAUGAUAAUGACAGACGUAUGUUUUCUUGGAUUUGAAGAUGGAACACACCAACUUCCUUUAUGAAUCCUAAUGUUGUGAAAUUAUUGAUUGUUGUGCUGAUUUUUUGUUUCUCUUGAAACUCAUUUUUCAUAAUUUUAUCCCAACUUGGUUGUCAUUUACACUCUAUUACAAAUAAUUUAUUCUAUCAACUUGUCAGUUGUAUACACUUUUGUUUUCAUUUACAAAGUUUUAUUAGCUGAAAUGAUAUCUUUAUUAAUUAAUGUUGUGAGAUAAAAAAGCAUAUACCGUACAUUAAUUUUUUAUGUAAUUUUGUAAAUAUUUUUAUUUUGUGCUUUUUUUGUGAGUUUCAGAUGUAUAAUGUCAUUGUAAAUAUGUUCCAAUUGGAAAAUGGUCUUUUAAAUUUAUUUUCUUCCUAGAUUAAAUUAAAUUAUCACUAUUUAAUUUAGUUUUACUAUUCUUUAGUUUAAUGUAAUUGAUUUGUAAAGCUCAUUCAUUGAUCCAUUUUUUUAAAUAUU